Molecule: messenger RNA, 1116 nt
Organism: Fusarium venenatum
Lineage: Eukaryota; Fungi; Ascomycota; Sordariomycetes; Hypocreales; Nectriaceae
Product: Asparaginase/glutaminase
Molecular function (GO): asparaginase activity
Source: RefSeq, a predicted model, not a curated record
AUGUCUCCCUCUUUCCAGUCCCUGCUAGCUAUCGCAACCCUUGCAGGCUCAGCCGCCCUUGCAUCCCCGAUCCCGGAGUCACAAACACCUCAGCUCAUCCCUCGGGCUGUUGGUGAUUUUGAGUGCUUCAACGCCAGUCUUCCCAAUAUUACCAUCUUUGCAACUGGCGGAACCAUCGCUGGCGAAGCUGGUUCGGCUGAUCAGACCACGGGCUACCAGGCUGGUGCAUUGGGCAUCCAAGCUUUGAUCGACGCUGUCCCGCAACUGUGCAACGUCUCCAACGUCAGGGGCGUGCAGAUCGCCAAUGUUGAUAGCGGCGAUGUCAACUCUACAAUCCUGACCACUUUGUCGCACCGCAUCCAGGCUGAUCUUGACAACCCUCACAUUCAAGGUGUUGUCGUCACCCAUGGCACUGACACUCUCGAGGAGUCUUCUUUCUUCCUCGAUCUCACUGUUCAAAGUGAGAAGCCUGUUGUUAUGGUUGGAUCCAUGCGUCCCGCCACAGCCAUUAGCGCCGAUGGCCCUAUCAACCUCUUGUCUGCUGUCCGUUUGGCUGGUAGCAAGAGUGCCAAAAACCGCGGCACAAUGAUUGUACUUAACGACAAGAUUGCUUCUGCGCGCUACACUGUCAAGUCCCACGCCAACUCUGUCCAAACUUUCAUUGCGGAAGAUCAAGGUUACCUCGGUGCCUUUGAAAACAUUCAGCCCGUCUUCUGGUACCCUGCUAGCCGACCACUGGGUCAUCACUAUUUCAACAUCAGCACCAGCUCACCUAAGAACGCCCUGCCUCAGGUCGACGUCUUAUACGGCCACCAAGAAGCGGACCCCGAACUUUUCCAAGCUGCUAUCGAUAGUGGCGCCCAGGGCAUUGUUCUCGCUGGUCUCGGCGCUGGUGGCUGGCCUGAUGAAGCUGCUGAUGAGAUCAAGAAGGUCUUGAACGAGACUGACAUUCCCGUUGUUGUCAGCCGUCGUACUGCUUGGGGAUAUGUUGGAGAGCGACCUUUCGGUAUCGGUGCCGGGUACUUGAAUCCUUCAAAGGCCAGAAUUCAACUGCAGCUUGCGCUUGAGAAGAAGCUUUCUGUGGAAGAGAUCCAGGAUGUAUUCGAGUACAUUUGA